UGACGUCAUUACGCAGCAGACUACGCGGGCACGCAGGCGGUCAGCUGCCCGGCGGGACUGAGCCUGAGCCUCCAGCCCAUUAUCACACAUUUACACCCGCUAACACUCACACUACUGAAAACCCAAGAUCUCACACAGGUGUGAGAGCCCACCAUGGAAUGUGAAGUUUGAGGAACAGCCACCAUGAUUGGAGGACUGUUUAUCUACAACCACAAGGGGGAGGUCCUUAUCUCCCGGGUCUAUCGGGAUGACAUAGGACGGAAUGCAGUGGACGCGUUCCGGGUGAACGUGAUCCACGCCCGCCAGCAGGUGCGCUCACCUGUUACCAACAUCGCCCGCACCAGCUUCUUCCACGUCAAACGCUCCAACAUCUGGCUGGCUGCUGUGACCAAGCAGAAUGUCAACGCUGCCAUGGUCUUCGAGUUCCUCUACAAGAUGUGUGAUGUCAUGGCGGCUUACUUUGGCAAGAUCAGCGAGGAGAACAUCAAGAACAACUUUGUGCUGAUCUAUGAGCUGCUGGACGAGAUUCUGGAUUUUGGCUACCCUCAGAACUCAGAGACAGGAGCGCUGAAGACUUUCAUUACACAGCAGGGCAUCAAAGGCCAGCAUCAGACUAAAGAGGAGCAGUCCCAGAUCACCAGCCAGGUGACUGGUCAGAUCGGCUGGCGUCGUGAGGGGAUCAAAUACCGCCGUAAUGAGCUGUUCCUGGAUGUGCUGGAGAGUGUGAACCUGCUCAUGUCUCCACAGGGUCAGGUCCUGAGUGCCCACGUCUCCGGCCGCGUGGUCAUGAAGAGCUACCUGAGCGGGAUGCCCGAGUGCAAAUUCGGCAUGAACGACAAAAUCGUCAUUGAUAAACAGGGCAAGGGCGGAGCCAGCGAUGAUGCAGGGAAAAGUGAGUUAGGGGGAAGUGGAAAACAGUCCAUAGCCAUCGAUGACUGCACAUUCCACCAGUGUGUUCGCCUCAGCAAGUUCGACUCUGAGCGCAGCAUCAGUUUCAUUCCUCCCGAUGGCGAGUACGAGCUCAUGAGGUAUCGCACCACUAAGGACAUCAUUCUGCCUUUCCGGGUCAUUCCGCUGGUGCGCGAAGUCGGCCGCACCAAGCUGGAGGUGAAAGUGGUCAUCAAGUCCAACUUCAAGCCCUCACUGCUGGCCCAGAAGAUUGAGGUGCGCAUCCCGACCCCUCUGAACACGAGUGGAGUGCAGGUGAUCUGCAUGAAGGGGAAGGCGAAGUACAAGGCCAGCGAGAACGCCAUCGUGUGGAAGAUCAAACGCAUGGCUGGAAUGAAGGAGUCUCAGAUCAGCGCUGAGAUUGAGCUGCUGCCCACCAACGAUAAGAAGAAGUGGGCUCGUCCUCCGAUUUCAAUGAACUUUGAGGUCCCGUUUGCGCCGUCCGGUCUGAAGGUGCGCUACCUGAAGGUGUUUGAGUCCAAGCUGAACUACAGUGACCACGACGUGAUUAAAUGGGUUCGGUACAUCGGCCGCAGCGGCAUCUACGAGACGCGCUGCUGACCGGCCACUGGCCUGAGAGGACCAGGAGUCGCCUUCUGGCUCGCGUGUGUCUCGCCUCCCCUUUCAAGAUAUGUGGAUCAAUUAUAAACAUAAAAUUAAACAAACAUAAAAAAAAAUACAUACUGAAUUAUGCAAAAUGUGAAAUGUAUCCUGUCUGUCUGUAUGAGUGUAUUAUUAUUAUCCAAGAGGCCCAGCGUUCAGAGCAGGGAGGUGCGGUCUGGAGAAACAGCCACGGCCACAAAUUUCACUUUAAUCUUAAAUGUAUGUAGUGGAGCUAUGAGGCUAACUGUUAGUAGCUAAUGGUUACAGCAUGUUUAGCUUAUACACCAUUUGUUUUUCUCAUUAACAGAUGUUAUAAUGCUUCUUUUUUAUAUGAAUUAUGUCGCAAACAAGCACACACACUUAUAUACUGAUAUAUCCACCUCUACAGCCUAUAGCAGCUUUAAGCUUUAAGCUAAAGCUCAACAGCAAGUGUUUCUAACUUAGCUGGCUCUUAAACACUAAUUCACUAAUUCAGAACAAACAUAUUGGUCCUAAAGGCACAGUAACCCCACACAAAAAGCGUAUGUAUGGGUGGUUAUCUGGUGGUAAAAGAAAAAAUAAUGCUUUAAUUCAUAUCUUAUUAUUCUUAUCUUAUUUUGUAAGCCUCAUAGCUCCAGUGCAUCAUCAACAAGCUUUGGUGUGUGUGUCCUAUAGGCCACUAUAACCUUAGCAAGUUUCCAAAAGGCCUCAUGUUGAUCUAAACUGGAAUUAUGUGGCUGUUUCUCAAAGCAGGAUCUCCCGAUGAUUAGCCAGACAGCUUAAGCCCAGAGUCCAGAAAGCCUGUCCAGUAAGAGAAGAGGCGAGGACGUUUCUAUCAGAUGUUCUCCAGCUUUGGCUUAAGUUGUCCAGCUCCUCCAGGUCUCUCUGAGGUCGUUCAAGAGGUUCUACCACUUCUACCCAUAAUAUCUCACCCUCUUCAGUAGCUUACGUUCAUCUGUGGUGGUUCUCCGUUGGUCACUCUCGUAGUGUCUCUGAUCUCCUGCUCUGUAACAUGGUGACUGUUUAGUUCAGUAAAAAUAAAUAUAAUAGUAAACCUGUA
Molecule: messenger RNA, 2590 nt
Organism: Astyanax mexicanus (Mexican tetra)
Lineage: Eukaryota; Metazoa; Chordata; Actinopteri; Characiformes; Acestrorhamphidae
Gene: ap2m1a
Product: adaptor related protein complex 2 subunit mu 1a
Exons: 13
Coding region: 184-1509 (441 amino acids)
Biological process (GO): intracellular protein transport; clathrin-dependent endocytosis
Cellular component (GO): AP-2 adaptor complex; cytoplasmic vesicle
Molecular function (GO): clathrin-cargo adaptor activity
Source: RefSeq, a predicted model, not a curated record